AAUAAUUUUGAAAAUAGGACCAUUUAUUUAGGUAAUUUGCAUCCUCAAACAACUGUUGAAGAGAUUUGUAAUGUUGUUAGAAGUGGUAUUUUACAAUCAGUCAAAUUAAUCAGUGAAAAAAAUAUUUGCUUUUUAGUUUUUAUAUAUGCUAGUGCAGCAACUCAUUUUUUUGCACAAAGCAACUUGAAGGGACUAGUAAUUCAUCAUAGAAGAAUUAGAAUUGGUUGGGGCAAGAAUCCUGGAGAAUUACCAAACUCAAUCGCCUUAGCAGUGACUGCUGGUGCAAGUAGGAAUGUUUAUAUUGGCGUUAUAGAUGAGAAUCAUCAUGACAAUGAUACUUAUGCCAGAAAUAUAAAUAAUAAUAACAAAAGAAAACCUUCAGUUCCAGAAGAAUCAGUGUUAAGAAAAGAUUUCUCAGAGUUUGGUAAUAUUGAGCAGAUUAAUUUCUUUUUAAACGGAUUUUGUGCAUUUGUUAAUUUCAUGAAUAUUUCAUCUGCAAUAAAAGCAGUUAAUGAAUUUAAUGGAAUUCAUAAAGAUGAUAUUCAUAGACGAUUUGAUAAUAGAUAUGUCAAGUAUAGAAUCCGAUUUGCUAAAGAUAGAUGUGGAAACCCUCCAAAAGUUUAUAAUAAUGAUAAGCAAAACAGCAAAAAUAAGUCUUCAAACUUUAAUUUAAAGGGAAAAAAUAACGAU
This is a messenger RNA of Ascoidea rubescens DSM 1968, 690 nucleotides long. RefSeq lists its product as uncharacterized. The record is from RefSeq and is a predicted model, not a curated record. Gene Ontology annotation, cellular component: cytoplasmic stress granule. NCBI's taxonomy places the organism in Eukaryota, Fungi, Ascomycota, Saccharomycetes, Ascoideales, Ascoideaceae. Gene Ontology annotation, molecular function: mRNA binding. Gene Ontology annotation, biological process: mRNA splicing, via spliceosome. The transcript has a single exon. The annotation marks the transcript as partial.